Messenger RNA from Macrobrachium nipponense, 2097 nucleotides. RefSeq lists its product as uncharacterized. Lineage: Eukaryota; Metazoa; Arthropoda; Malacostraca; Decapoda; Palaemonidae. The transcript has a single exon. Bases 1 to 2097 code for a protein of 698 amino acids. The record is from RefSeq and is a predicted model, not a curated record. Gene Ontology annotation, molecular function: nucleic acid binding. Gene Ontology annotation, biological process: DNA integration.
AUGCAAAAGAUCUGGAAACUAUCUAAAAGGUGGGAUGAUGUUUUGCCACCAGAACUUCAAGAAGAGUGGUCGAAGAUCAAGAAAGACCUCGAGAACAUAGCAUACCAGGAAUUCCCACGCUUCACAGCCAACAGAGGGACCAACUACUCUCUUCACGUAUUCUGUGAUGCUAGUGAAAAGGCCUAUGGGGCUGCAGCCUAUUUGAUGGACCAACACGCAGGUGCGAACCUAGUUUUCUCUAAAGCAAGAGUCGCCCCUCUCAAAAAGAAAAGCAUACCACAACUUGAGCUGACUGCCAACUAUAGUGCAGUCAAAAUAGCUGACUACCUCAGAACCGUUUCCACUACCGAUGGUGUCAAGAUUACUGACACUGUCAUAUGGUCUGACAGUGAAGUUGCCCUACACUGGAUUCAGAACAACAAAUCUAAAACCAUCUAUGUCCGCAACAGGGUGAAUGAGGUAAGUCAGGUCACUGAAGUGAGGUACCUCUAUGUACCUGGUGAAGAAAACCCAGCAGACCUUGUCUCUAGAGGAAUUUCCCUGAGGCAGUUUAAGAAAAGUCAAAUUUGGUUCCAUGGCCCAAGUUGGCUCCCGAACCCAGAGAUGUGGCCAGAGCAGGCAGAUGUAUCUACAUGCUACCCACCUGAAACACCUGAAGAAGUUUUAACUACAGUUGUCAGUGAAGAAGCUACUUGUCCCAUAGAGAUCCGUAGGUUCGCUUCCCUUCCUAAAAUUAUAAAUGUCACUAAGCUAGUAAUUAAGUUCACUAGGCUCCUUAAACGUACCAUUGGGAAUCGUAAAACUAAGAACUCUGGACCCGUAAACUCUGAAAAUGUCGAAGUACAGAACUCAGAAGCAUUACGAAUUCUUAUUGGCUUCACACAGAGUCAGUAUUUCCCAGAGGAGUUGUCAUACCUUAACAAGAAUUCCCACAAAAUUCCAGCCAGAAUUAAAAGCCUAGGCUUGUUCCUGGAUAGGAAUGGACUUUUGCGAUGCACUGGGAGACUACAAAAUGCGGACCACCUUCCAUAUAGCAGUAAAUUUCCUCUGCUUUUACCUCCAAAUUCUCCCUUGACUGGACUUAUAGUCAUUCAAGCACAUGAAAAUGUUCUUCAUGCAGGCGUUCAAGACACAAUUUGCAAGGUGAGAGAAGAAUACUGGAUACCAAGACUGAGACAGUGUGUCAAGAAGAUGAAAACGAAGUGUCACCUAUGUAACCGUCUGGAAGGACCUGCAUUGCGCAGGCCUCCUCCGCCACCUCUACUGGCUUGCAGAGUGAAUAGUCUCCGGCCAUUUGAGGUGACCGGAGUAGAUUUGACUGGACAAAUUCUUAUCUGCAAUCCAGCCACUAAAGAACUAGACAAGGUUUACAUAGUCGUAUUCACUUGUACCUCAACACGAGCUUGUCACCUGGAAGUGGUAAAAGACUUAACCAGCACUGCUUUUCUCAAUUCCUUCAGGCAAUUCACUGCACGAAGAUCUUGCCCUCGUCGAAUGAUUUCUGACAACGCCACUAACUUCAAAACUGGUUCUUCCUUGAUUCAGUCCUUGUAUGAUGACACUGACGUACAGUCCACACUGACUAAGGAAAAUUGUAAAUGGACAUUCAUCACACCUAGGGCACCCCAUCAAGGAGGCUUCUAUGAGAGGAUGGUUGGCAGUGUGAAAUCAGCACUAAAGAAAGCUAUAUUCAAGAAGAGGAUUAAUUCUGACGAACUGAAUACCAUUGUCACUGAGAUAGAGCGUCGUAUUAACAAUAGACCUCUUACAUAUGUGGAUGCUACAUCUCCAGAUACCGUCGAUGCCCUUACCCCUUCUCACCUGUUGUAUGGCUACCGGUUAAACUCGUUACCCACUACCAUAGACCGGGACUACCUGAAUGACCCAGAUUUUGAGCUUGACCACAAACAAUGUAAUGAGAGAUUCAAGUUUGUAUCUCAGGUAAUACAUGCAUUCCAAGAACAGUGGGAGAAGGAAUACUUGCAGUCCCUGAGAGAUAGACACUAUUUCAACGGAGAUCCAACUCAACCGUUCCAAACCAAGAUUAAAGUAGGAGAUGUGGUGUUAGUACAUAAUGACACCCCUCGUUGCAUGUAG